AUGGAGAUUGAAAGCAUCGCAAUUAUCUGCCUCGUUAUUCUUGUCGUCCUCAUCAUCCAAAUCAUAGUCAGUCUGCGACUGCUUUUGCAGCUCCACCACCAUGUGCACGCAAGAGAUGAGGAACAUGAUAUGCAGAGCAACCCCGUCAGACCCGGUUCUGUGCCCAUCCAAGAGAAUGCACGACCGCCAUCGCGUAACGAUGCGGAGGGUCUUACUGUACCAGGACCAGCGUAUCCAUCCAGCUCAAGAUACAGUGUUCGGACAGACAUCAGCGACUCGUCAUCUCAUUAUGCGGCCUACAACUCGACCAAGAAUAUAGAGCGGCAGGCAUCGCACAGUGACAUGAAAUAUGAAUGUGGGAACCCCUUUGCAGAUGACGCGUUGAGCAAAACGAAGAAGAAAAAGGAUCUAUGUAAAGAUUAUGGAGUGAGAGACCGUGAGACCGUUGACGGAGUACUGGUAAGAGAAACGAACGCCGAAGCGGAUCGAUGUAGAACCGGGGGAUAG
This is a messenger RNA of Alternaria rosae, 507 nucleotides long. RefSeq lists its product as uncharacterized. The coding region runs from base 1 to 507 and encodes 168 amino acids. The record is from RefSeq and is a predicted model, not a curated record. The transcript has a single exon. Lineage: Eukaryota; Fungi; Ascomycota; Dothideomycetes; Pleosporales; Pleosporaceae.